UGCAGCAAAGGAAGAAAUUUUGUGCAGAACGACUGCAACUAGUUCUUCCACGCCUUCGAGGACCUGAAAAGGUUCAUCUUCGUGCAUACUCCUGCUUGCUGAACACCGGGCAUCGCGUUCAUGUGCUUCCCAAGCAUCUUCACCUCUCAGGAUUACAUUAGUGAUCAUUUGUGGAAGGCUCAAGCCAACUAGCGGUCAAGAAAAGAUACAACAGUCAUAACUCUUCAACAUGUUUUCUCGACUCCUAAAACAGUCGAGCCUUGUGCCCAAGGCAGGCACCAUCGUCCCAAGCACAUCGAUUCUGCGAGCACGUUCGCUCGCAACCGUGUCGAACAACACGCCCCGACAACAAGAGCUUCCUCUACACAAGCAUUACAAGCAAACCGCUCCUGCCCACGAACGAGCCACUUUUACCAUCCGAAAUGGUCCUAUUUUCCAUGGCACAUCUUUCGGUGCCCGAAGCAACGUCUCAGGAGAAGCCGUCUUCACAACUUCACUAGUGGGAUACCCUGAGUCAUUGACCGACCCCUCUUAUCGAGGUCAGAUCUUGGUCUUCACCCAGCCAUUGAUUGGCAAUUAUGGCGUGCCAUCAAGUGUUCGAGACGAGCACGGCCUUCUGAAAUAUUUUGAAAGCCCAAAUAUCCAGGCUGUGGGUGUGGUUGUGGCAGAUGUGGCAGAGAAAUACUCUCACUGGACUGCAGUCGAGAGCUUGAGUGAAUGGUGUGCACGAGAAGGCGUUCCAGCCAUCACUGGGGUGGACACCCGUGCCAUUGUGACAUACCUGCGAGAGCAAGGUUCUAGUCUGGCCAAAAUCACUAUCGGGGAGGAAUACGACCAGGAUGAGGAUGAGGCCUUUAUUGACCCUGAGCAAAUCAACCUCGUGCGGAAAGUCAGCACAAAAGCACCAUUCCACGCCAGUGCUCCCAACCCAAACGCUCACGUCGCUGUCAUCGAUUGCGGUGUCAAGGAAAACAUCCUUCGUAGUCUAGUCAGCCGAGGAGCUAGCGCCACCUGCUUCCCGUUCGACUACCCGAUUCACAAGGUUGCUCACCAUUUCGAUGGCGUGUUUAUCUCCAACGGCCCAGGUGAUCCGACUCAUUGCCAGGACACCGUCUAUCACCUUCGAAAGUUGAUGGAGACUUCUCAAAUACCAAUCUUUGGUAUCUGUCUUGGUCAUCAGUUGUUGGCUUUGGCCGCUGGAGCCAGGACCAUCAAGCUCAAGUACGGCAACCGAGCACACAAUAUCCCAGCCCUGGAUCUCACUACUGGGAAAUGCCACAUUACCAGCCAAAACCAUGGAUAUGCUGUCGAUGCUUCAACCUUGUCCAAAGAUUGGAAGCCAUAUUUCACCAACUUGAACGACAACUCCAACGAAGGUAUGAUCCACGCUUCUCGACCUAUAUUCUCGACCCAGUUCCAUCCCGAAGCUAAAGGAGGCCCGCUUGACUCGUCGUACCUUUUCGACAUGUAUCUGGACAAUGUACAGAAGUACAAGGAGAGUCAAUCGGCUUUCCAGCCUCACCGUGAUAGCAAGCCGAGUCCUCUAUUGGUUGAUUUGCUGGCUAAGGAAAGAGUGGGUGUUGAUCUCACACAAGGCAUCCGGAACAUGAUGGCUUCGACUGCACAAGAGCCUGAACGAGUCUAUGCUGCAGGUGCUGCCUAAGAAGAUGGAGCAAAGCGAUGGACAAGGGCGUUCUUGACCUUUAAUCUAUCGCGUGGGUUUUGUAGUAGCCUCGCGCGUAGUCCCUACGUAACUUUGGUUUGAGAAUAAAUGAAUUAUGAAAGGCAA
Molecule: messenger RNA, 1789 nt
Organism: Exophiala xenobiotica
Lineage: Eukaryota; Fungi; Ascomycota; Eurotiomycetes; Chaetothyriales; Herpotrichiellaceae
Product: carbamoyl-phosphate synthase arginine-specific small chain
Exons: 4
Coding region: 230-1663 (477 amino acids)
Biological process (GO): 'de novo' pyrimidine nucleobase biosynthetic process; L-arginine biosynthetic process; L-glutamine metabolic process
Cellular component (GO): carbamoyl-phosphate synthase complex; cytoplasm
Molecular function (GO): carbamoyl-phosphate synthase (glutamine-hydrolyzing) activity
Source: RefSeq, a predicted model, not a curated record